GUAACCCAGCAGCCCAGAGCUUGUUGCCGCGGACCCCUGCAUGUGGCCAGCCAUAAAGCCGGAGGACUGCAUGAGAGCAGUCUUGAAUACCCACUGUGUGCCAGGAAGUCAGAAGCCCUGGGAUAUAGCAGGCUGGAAGCAGGGUCCCUGCUCCCAUGGGCCUUCCACGUGAAUGGGAGACACUGGGAAGAGACCAAGAGCCCAGGAAGUGGGUGGCCACCAUGAUCCCUUGGGUGCUCCUGGCCUGUGUUCUCCCUUGUGCAGCUGACCCACUGGUGGGUGCCUUCACCCACAAGGACUUACAGAAGGGCUCCCCUCAACUUGUCUGCAGCCUGCCUGGCCCCCAGGGCCCACCCGGCCCUCCGGGAGCACCAGGACCCUCAGGAAUGGUGGGAAGAAUGGGCUUUCCUGGUAAAGAUGGUCAGGAUGGCCAGGAUGGAGACCGGGGGGACAGUGGAGAGGAAGGUUCACCUGGCCGCACAGGUAAUCGGGGGAAGCCAGGACCAAAGGGCAAAGCUGGGGCCAUAGGGCGGGCCGGCCCUCGCGGUCCCAAGGGAGUCAGUGGUGCCCCGGGACAGCAUGGCACACCGGGCAAGAAGGGGCCCAAGGGCAAGAAGGGGGAUCCAGGCCUCCCGGGCCCCUGCAGCUGCGGCAGUGGCCAUGCCAAGUCAGCCUUCUCGGUGGCAGUGACCAAGAGCUACCCCCGAGAACGGCUGCCCAUCAAGUUUGACAAGAUCCUGAUGAACGAGGGCGGCCAUUACAAUGCAUCCAGUGGCAAGUUUGUGUGUGGAGUGCCGGGGAUCUACUAUUUCACCUAUGACAUCACGCUGGCCAACAAGCACCUGGCCAUUGGCCUGGUGCACAAUGGCCAGUACCGCAUCCGGACUUUUGAUGCCAACACGGGCAACCACGACGUGGCCUCAGGCUCCACCAUCCUGGCCCUCAAACAGGGGGAUGAGGUCUGGUUGCAGAUCUUCUAUUCAGAGCAGAAUGGGCUCUUCUAUGACCCUUACUGGACUGACAGUCUCUUCACGGGCUUCCUCAUCUAUGCUGACCGGGAUGACCCCAACGAAGUGUAGGCAGAUGACAACAAAGGUGUCCAAGGAACAGGUUCCUGGUCUGCUACUCACAGAGUAAGACCCCCCCAGCUGUCUGUGGGUACCAGGAGUCAGGAACUUCUAGAUUGGAGCCAGCCCCCUCUGCCUCCUUUUGCUCAAUAAUUAAAGCCAAGCUUUCAU
This is a messenger RNA of Condylura cristata (star-nosed mole), 1238 nucleotides long. RefSeq names its product C1q and tumor necrosis factor related protein 2 (gene C1QTNF2). The transcript has 4 exons. The record is from RefSeq and is a predicted model, not a curated record. Gene Ontology annotation, molecular function: protein binding. Bases 156 to 1079 code for a protein of 307 amino acids. Lineage: Eukaryota; Metazoa; Chordata; Mammalia; Eulipotyphla; Talpidae.